Molecule: messenger RNA, 2989 nt
Organism: Mya arenaria
Lineage: Eukaryota; Metazoa; Mollusca; Bivalvia; Myida; Myidae
Product: zinc finger protein 883-like
Exons: 2
Coding region: 179-1897 (572 amino acids)
Source: RefSeq, a predicted model, not a curated record
CUUGUAUAAGUUUUGCCAUUUUAUCUCAUGAAUAUUAAAUUUAAACUGGGUAUACAAGUGGGGAGAAGGUAAACAGAAGAAACAACUAGUACUAAUAACGAUUAGUGCCAUUAACAAUUAGGCGUACCGGUAUCUAGAGUAGAAGAAAGUAAGGACAAACUCAUGAAGAGUAUCCAAUAUGGCCAGUACAUGUACAGAUACUGAACCUAAUACUAAAGAGAACACAAAUGAGGUACCGGCUGCUAAUGAUCAUUCAUGGAAAGAUACUAAUGUUAUGACUGACACAGAAAUGGAAGAUAUUUGUAGUUCAGAUGAUGUUCCUGUUACUGAUGAUGAUUCAGAGGAAGAUAAUGAUAGUUUGACUGAUACAGACACUGUGCCUUCUACUACAGAUAGCACAAAUGAGGUACCUGAAGCAAAUGCUCAUUCAGGGAAAGAUAAAAAUGUUAAUAGCAAUACAGAGAUAGAAAGUUCUUCUGCAAACAUUUGUAUCAAAGAUGAGGUGCCUAUUGUUAAUGAUGUAUCAGAGACUGAUCAGAGCAAUGUAUGUUCACAGACAAAUGCAUUGUGUAACAAUAUUCAAGCUCAGAAGGUUGUGAAAUCUGUUAUGGAGACUAGUGAUAUUGAAGAUGGGGGCACACUAGAAAACAUCAAGGAAGAAGAUACUGAGUGUGCAGCAAUGUCAAAUGAACAACAGUGCGAUUAUACAUUAAAAAACAACAAUGUCAGUAAGAAAAGGAGGAAGUCGGCAAAUUCUGACAUAAAAAAGCCGCACAAGUGUAGAUUCUGUUCAAAAUCAUUCAGAAACACAACAUGUAGAAAGAAUCAUGAGAAUUUGCACACAAAUACCAAACCAUACUCCUGUGAUAUCUGCAACAAAUCAUUUCACCAAUCAGGCAAUCUGACCAGUCAUAUGAAGAAGCAUGGAAAGAGAGACACAGUGAAUUGUCCUGUAUGCAAGAAAACGCUGGCCUCAUCAUCGAAUCUUACCCACCAUUUGAGAGUUCAUACAGGAGAAAGACCAUACAAGUGCAAAGAGUGUGGAAAGACAUUUGUACAAAGUGGAGAUCUAGGUCGCCAUUUGAAGAUACAUACUGGUGAAAAGGAGUACGAAUGUGAUGUUUGCAACCAGAGAUUUAUCACAUCCAGCCAACUGAACAACCACAGCACCAUCCACACUGGCGAAAAGAAGUAUGAGUGUGCUAUAUGUCGCAAGAGCUUCAGACUUGUAGGCGUCCUACAUACUCACAUGAAGAUGCACUCAGGAGAGAAGAGAUACCAGUGCACGGUUUGUGAGAAGAAGUUCACACAGAAGGCGCACUUGGUUUCUCACAUGUUGGUUCAUACGAAAGAGAAGCCCCACAAAUGUGAUGUCUGUGGCCAGGCAUUUGCGCAUCCAGCUACUCUGAAAGGUCAUCUGGCAACUCAUACGAAAGAAAGGGACUACUCUUGUGACACAUGUGGAAAAUGUUUUGUAACAAAAUCUGUACUAAACAGUCACAAAAAGACUCAUGAGGAUGUUGGAAAGCCAUUUGUGUGUGAUGUGUGUAGCGCUAGUUUUGCUAGAGCCGCUUACCUUAAGAAACAUAUGACAAUACAUUCUGGGGAGAGAGUCAAACAUGAAUGCAAGCUUUGUAAUGAUUUUUUCACCACUAAGCGUAGUCUCAUGGACCAUCUUAAUUUACACCUUGGAUUUCGACCUCACCAAUGCAACCUGUGUGAAAAAAAGUUCACCACGAAAACCUCACUGACAACGCAUCUGAAGACGCAUAAUAAUGUAAAAAAACAUGACUGUUUGAUUUGUAAAAGGAAGUUUGCAAAUGCUGCUGGCCUUGAGAAGCAUAUGGAAGUGCAUAGUAAGGAUGAAAGAUCAGUUUUAACCAACAUGCAAACUUAAAUGGUCCACAGUAGGGCCACUCCAAAUUGAAUCCAUGCUCAGUGUCAUCUUCAUAUAUAUUAGCCGCAUCACACAAUUUUGGGCUUUAAACAUAUUUUUUACAAAUAAAAUAAUCAGAAAUUAAACUUUGCACAUCAUUUCUAAAAUGCACUUAAUUACGUCAGGUAUGUGACAUCAAAUUUACUAUUCAAAAUGGGCAAAACAUGGUCCCACUUAUAAACAUGUAUUUUAGGCAACACAUUUGAUAUCAUCAUGAAUUUUCAGUAUUACUUUCUAAAAUGUCAUUUCAUCAUAUUUACACAAUAAAAUGACACAAUAAAAUUAUUAUUUUAGCAAAUUUAUGUUUUAAAGCCAAAAAUCUUGCAAUGCGCCUCGUACGUUAAUAAUGUAUUGCUACCUAUGAGGCAUAAAAUAAUUGACAAAUGUCAAGAAAAAAACAAAUGCUUUCCUAAAUGUUUAGAGCUGGGCUAUUCCACAAUGACAAAACUUAAAGGCCUAGUUUAAGGAAUGUUUGGCAUGAUAAUCCCCUGCUGUGCAUCUUCUGCUAAUUGCACUGGUGUCACAGUAGGGGCCGAUUUCCUGUGUAUUCGUUUAUUGGCGCAGGGCCAUUUAGGGUCCAUUUCUAUAAUAAAACCUCCCAAACUGCACAGCAGGGUACUCCGAUCGGAGAUCUGAUAAGAGGGGUCAAUACAAGUAGACACAGAGGUUGUGUACUGUACACAGAUUUUUUUGAUUUUUUUUUUGGGGGGGGGGGGGGCUCUUCUAGAAGGCUUAAACUAGGCCUUUAAGUGUUACAGUUCCAUAAAUCACUAUCAAUGCCAAACAUGCUUGUGGUUCAUAAUGUACUUCUAAACUUUUUUUCAAUCAUUAUUAUACCAGACUUAUAAUUUCGGUUUGUUUUGUAUUUUUUCUAUUGACCAAAAUGUUUUUAAAAUCUUUGGUUUGGAAUGUCAAAGGUAUGCCAGCUAGAUGAUGUUUAACAUAGAAGCAAAUUCUAUUAAAAAUGAUGCAUAAUAAUUAGGGAUGGAAGCGAAAUAUCCGAGUAUCCGGAUAUCCGCACAUUAUUAAUAAUGCAUUAUCAAAUUGUGUUUA